Messenger RNA from Castor canadensis (American beaver), 5997 nucleotides. The record is from RefSeq and is a predicted model, not a curated record. Lineage: Eukaryota; Metazoa; Chordata; Mammalia; Rodentia; Castoridae.
GCCAGUGUGCCCUAAGAAGCAGAGGGCACUUGCUACUGCAUCCCACGACUUUUUCAUACCCUAUGGUAAAAACUUCGUGUCUUUGGAUCUUUUUCUUCCAAAUCCAUAAGCUGAAAAUGCUUCCUAGAUGAAGGCACAGACCCUUCUGGGGUGUGAGCUGCUCUUUUCCCCAGCCUCCCUCUGCCAAGCAUGUCUUUCCCUUCAUCUGUGGUCCGCUGAAUGCUGGAAAGAUGUUAGAACCGACCCGUGAGGGUAUCAGGACUCUGAGAGGUCACACACCUGCCCCCAGCAGAACAUUCCGGAGCCAACCUCUGACCUCCAUCUCCCUACCACAUCCUUCCAGAGAUAGAUCUUGCUUUAGGGAUGUACCGGAUUCAAUGCUCUAAUUUUGUAAAAGCUCUAAUUUGUAAAAGCCUAAAAAGGAGUCGGGAGGAGGCUGGGAGGAAGCCCUCUGCCAGAGGGUUCUGCCCAGGCCUCUGACACCUCUGUCCACCUCCCCUACCCACUCGUGCACCUCGGCUCCCUGCCGGAGAGACUUGGAAGCGCCCGCUGCUCACGCCCCCUUCUGACUGCGCAGCGGGAGUCAAGCGCCCACGGGACCGCAGCUGGCAUCCAAGGGGUUAACCCGGGAGCAGACCAGGUGGAGGUCCAGGCCCCUAAGCCUCCUCUGCACCUCCGGGCUUCCGAGGCCACCGGAACGGUGGAGGCUGCGGUGGCUCUUUGUCUACCUGCUGUGGGCGUUAAAGAGCCCGCUCGCAGCCAGCAUCGCCGGCGCUCGGGACAGAAGUCAGCGACGGGGGAAAUGGGGCUCUGUCGCUUUAAGUACAGCUGGAGCCGUAAGUACGAGCCCGGCUGCGGAAAAAAAAGGGAGCGGAGGGCCGGCGGGGUUCGGUUUCGGGCCCUCCGCGUGGUUGGCGGCUCAGACCUUUUUUGGGGUGUCCGUCGCGUGCCGGGUGAGGUCAGUCCCGGAAGGGGUCCUGGGUGCCCACCCGGUGAAUGGCCGCCUGAGCUGGGCAAGAUGCUUCACCUGCCUCUGCCCAGGUCGGGGAGGACAGUGAAUUUCCCCCGCAGUUGGGAUGAAAGCAGCUCCAUCAGUAGUGGGCUCAGUGAUGCCUCAGACAACCUCAGCUCAGAAGAGUUCAAUGCCAGCUCCUCGCUCAACUCCCUCCCAACCACUCCCACUGCUUCUCGCAGGAACUCUACAAUAGUGCUGCGCACAGACUCAGAGAAGCGCUCUCUGGCAGAAAGUGGGCUGAGCUGGUUUAGUGAAUCAGAGGAGAAAACCCCCAAAAAACUGGAGUACGACAGUGGUAGCCUGAAGAUGGAGCCUGGGACUUCUAAGUGGCGAAGAGAGAGGCCUGAGAGCUGUGAUGAGUCAUCCAAGAGUGGAGAAUUGAAAAAGCCCAUCAGCCUAGGACACCCAGGGUCCCUGAAGAAGGGCAAGACCCCACCGGUGGCUGUCACUUCCCCCAUCACUCAUACAGCCCAGAGUGCCCUCAAAGUAGCAGGAAAACCUGAAGGCAAAGCUACAGACAAAGGUAAGCUGGCAGUGAAGAACACUGGGUUACAGCGCUCCUCUUCUGACGCCGGCCGGGAUCGCCUGAGUGAUGCUAAGAAGCCCCCAUCGGGCAUCGCUCGCCCCUCCACUUCAGGAUCCUUUGGCUACAAGAAGCCUCCUCCUGCCACAGGCACAGCCACUGUCAUGCAGACUGGUGGCUCAGCCACUCUCAGCAAGAUCCAGAAGUCCUCAGGCAUCCCUGUCAAGCCAGUAAAUGGACGCAAGACUAGUUUAGAUGUGUCCAAUAGUGCAGAGCCCGGAUUCCUGGCUCCUGGAGCCCGUUCCAACAUCCAGUAUCGCAGCCUGCCCAGGCCAGCCAAGUCCAGUUCUAUGAGCGUGACCGGUGGGCGGGGUGGACCUCGCCCUGUUAGCAGCAGCAUUGACCCCAGUCUCCUCAGCACCAAGCAGGGAGGCCUUACACCCUCCAGACUGAAGGAGCCUUCCAAGGUUGCCAGUGGGCGAACCACUCCAGCUCCUGUCAAUCAAACAGACCGGGAAAAGGAAAAGGCCAAAGCCAAAGCAGUGGCCUUGGACUCAGACAACAUCUCCUUAAAGAGCAUUGGCUCCCCAGAAAGCACUCCCAAGAACCAAGCAAGCCACACCCCUGCCACCAAAUUAGCAGAGCUGCCACCAACCCCUCUCAGGGCCACAGCUAAGAGCUUUGUGAAGCCACCCUCACUAGCCAAUCUAGACAAGGUCAACUCCAACAGUCUGGAUCUACCAUCAUCCAGUGACACUCAUGCCUCAAAGGUCCCAGAUCUGCAUGCUACAAGCUCAGCAACUGGGGGCCCCCUCCCGUCUUGCUUCACUCCCAGUCCAGCUCCCAUCCUCAAUAUUAACUCAGCCAGCUUCUCCCAGGGCCUGGAGCUAAUGAGUGGCUUCAGUGUCCCAAAGGAGACCCGCAUGUACCCCAAACUCUCAAGCCUGCACAGGAGCAUGGAGUCCCUUCAGAUGCCCAUGAGCCUGCCCAAUGUCUUCUCCAGCAGUUCUCCCAUCCCCACCCCCCCUGCUGCCCCUGCUGCCCCCUCAGAAGAAGAGACAGAAGAGCUGACCUGGAGUGGAAGCCCCAGGACUGGACAAUUGGACAGUAAUCAGCGGGAUCGGAACACCCUUCCCAAGAAAGGGCUCAGGUACCAGCUUCAGCCCCAGGAGGAGAUCAAGGAGAGACGGCACUCCCACACCAUCGGUGGGCUGCCAGAAUCAGACGACCAGGCAGAGCUGCCCUCCCCCCCUGCACUGUCCAUGUCUUUGAGCGCAAAGGGCCAGCUUACCAACAUAGUGAGUCCCACUGCGGCCACCACGCCAAGAAUCACCCGCUCCAACAGCAUCCCCACCCACGAGGCGGCCUUCGAGCUGUACAGCGGCUCCCAAACGGGGAGCACCCUGUCCCUGGCUGAGAGACCCAAGGGAAUGAUACGGUCAGGAUCCUUCCGAGACCCCACGGACGAUGUUCAUGGUUCGGUGCUGUCCCUGGCCUCCAGUGCCUCCUCCACUUACUCCUCACAAAUCCGGAAGCUUCGUAGGGAACUGGAAUCAUCCCAGGAAAAAGUGGCCACCUUGACAUCUCAGCUUUCUGCCAAUGCUAAUCUAGUAGCUGCUUUCGAGCAGAGCCUGGUGAAUAUGACAUCCCGCCUACGACACCUGGCAGAGACAGCCGAGGAGAAGGACACUGAGCUGCUGGAUUUGCGAGAAACUAUAGACUUUCUAAAGAAAAAGAACUCAGAGGCCCAGGCAGUCAUCCAGGGAGCCCUGAAUGCUUCAGAAGCCACACCCAAAGAACUCCGGAUUAAGAGACAGAACUCCUCAGAUAGCAUCUCAAGCCUCAACAGCAUCACCAGCCAUUCCAGCAUUGGCAGCAGCAAGGAUGCUGAUGCCAAAAAGAAGAAGAAAAAGAGUUGGCUUCGAAGUUCCUUCAACAAAGCCUUCAGUAUAAAAAAGGGACCCAAGUCAGCUUCCUCAUACUCUGACAUUGAGGAGAUUGCUACCCCCGACUCCUCAGCCCCCUCAUCCCCCAAACUGCAGCAUGGCUCCACUGAGACCGCCUCACCCUCCAUCAAGUCCUCCACCUCAUCCUCUGUGGGCAUUGAGGUCACUGAGGCUCCUGCCCACUCAGUCCCUCACACUAGGCUGUUCCAUGCCAAUGAGGAGGAGGAGCCUGAAAAGAAGGAGGUAUCUGAGCUGCGCUCUGAGCUGUGGGAAAAAGAGAUGAAGCUUACAGACAUUCGCUUGGAGGCUCUCAACUCUGCCCACCAGCUGGACCAGCUUCGGGAGACCAUGCAUAACAUGCAGUUGGAGGUGGACCUGCUGAAAGCAGAGAAUGACAGGCUAAAGGUUGCCCCUGGCCCAUCCUCAAGCUCCACUCCAGGGCAGGUCCCUGGAUCCUCUGCUCUGUCAUCUCCUCGCCGCUCUCUGGGCCUUGCACUCACCCAUUCUUUCAGCCCGAGUCUCACAGACACAGACCUAUCACCCAUGGAUGGCAUCAGCACCUGUGGUCCAAAGGAGGAAGUGACACUUCGGGUGGUAGUACGGAUGCCUCCCCAGCACAUCAUCAAAGGGGACUUGAAGCAGCAGGAAUUCUUCUUGGGAUGUAGCAAGAUCAGUGGAAAAGUUGACUGGAAGAUGCUGGAUGAAGCUGUUUUCCAAGUGUUCAAGGACUAUAUUUCUAAAAUGGAUCCAGCUGCCACCCUGGGACUAAGCACUGAGUCCAUCCAUGGCUAUAGCCUCAGCCAUGUGAAACGAGUGUUGGAUGCUGAGCCCCCAGAGGUGUCUCCUUGCUGCAGAGGUGUCAGUAACAUAUCAGUCUCCCUCAAAGGUCUGAAGGAGAAGUGCGUCGACAGCCUGGUGUUUGAGACGCUCAUCCCCAAGCCCAUGAUGCAACACUACAUAAGCCUCCUGCUCAAGCACCGGCGCCUUGUCCUCUCGGGCCCCAGUGGCACAGGCAAGACCUACCUGACCAAUCGGCUGGCCGAAUACCUCGUGGAGCGCUCUGGCCGUGAAGUCACCGAGGGCAUCGUCAGCACCUUCAACAUGCACCAGCAGUCUUGCAAGGAUUUACAACUGUAUCUCUCCAACCUGGCCAACCAGAUAGACCGGGAAACAGGAAUUGGGGAUGUGCCCUUGGUGAUUCUGUUGGAUGACCUAAGUGAAGCAGGCUCCAUCAGUGAGCUGGUCAAUGGGGCCCUCACCUGCAAGUACCACAAGUGUCCCUAUAUUAUAGGUACCACCAAUCAGCCUGUAAAAAUGACACCUAACCAUGGCUUGCACUUGAGCUUCAGGAUGCUGACCUUCUCCAACAAUGUGGAGCCAGCCAAUGGCUUCCUAGUCCGUUACCUGAGGAGGAAGUUAGUAGAGUCAGACAGCGACAUCAAUGCCAACAAAGAAGAGCUGCUUCGGGUGCUGGACUGGGUGCCGAAACUGUGGUAUCACCUACACACCUUCCUUGAGAAGCACAGCACCUCGGACUUCCUCAUCGGCCCUUGUUCUUUCUGUCCUGUCCCAUUGGCAUUGAGGACUUCCGGACCUGGUUCAUUGACCUAUGGAACAACUCUAUCAUUCCCUAUCUACAGGAAGGAGCCAAAGAUGGGAUCAAGGUCCAUGGACAGAAAGCCGCUUGGGAGGACCCAGUGGAGUGGGUCCGGGACAGUCUUCCCUGGCCAUCAGCCCAACAAGACCAAUCAAAGCUGUACCACCUGCCCCCGCCCACUGUGGGUCCUCACAGCAUUGCCUCCCCUCCAGAGGAUAGGACAGUCAAAGACAGCACCCCAAAUUCUCUGGACUCAGACCCUCUGAUGGCCAUGCUGCUGAAACUGCAAGAAGCUGCCAACUAUAUCGAGUCUCCAGAUCGAGAAACCAUCCUGGACCCCAACCUCCAGGCAACGCUCUGAGAGUCCAGCCGUCCCUGUCACCCCAGACAGCAGAAGGCUGACGUCAGCUUUAUUAGCCCCUCCUCUCCCCUCUUCUUUCAGAGCACUGGCUCUCCAGCCCCUGGAGGAGAGCAGGAGGGAGGAGGAGGGCAGGAAGAGGGGCAGGUUCUUGGUGCUGCACCUUUGAGAACUUCCUAGUAGGGAUUGGUGGGGUGGAGUUUGGGAACUUAUGUCCCCUAAAUACAUUUACUGGCCUCCUCUCACGACUUUGGGGAAAAGAUGAUUCCGGGUCUUUUCCUUGAUUUCUUGUUUCAACUUACAAACUCCUGGGCUUUCUGGGGAGGGGUUCAGAAGACUUCAAAAACUCUGAAACAGUUCCUAACCGAUUCUCAUGAGCAACUCUGAGACAGUCAUAUGUGGGGAAAUCUGAGGGAGGCAGGAAGCUCUGCAGACUCUCUUGCAGACCCUUCCCAAGUCUGUCAACACUGCCAACAAUCUUCCCCCAGAGAUCUGGCUGCACCCCAGAAAAGAAGCAUGUGGUUUAAAAAUGUGUAAAUGAACCUGUAAAAGGUAAAA